Messenger RNA from Metarhizium robertsii ARSEF 23, 390 nucleotides. RefSeq lists its product as uncharacterized. Lineage: Eukaryota; Fungi; Ascomycota; Sordariomycetes; Hypocreales; Clavicipitaceae. The coding region runs from base 1 to 390 and encodes 129 amino acids. The transcript is spliced from 3 exons. The record is from RefSeq and is a predicted model, not a curated record.
AUGAAGUUUUCCUAUCCCCUUGUUGCUGCGCUCAUGGGAGUGGCCGCCGCCAGCCCAAUCGGAGAAGCCUCACUCAGCAAGCGAUUCGACCAGGGCAAAAUCGACGGCGAGGUUCGGAAACUGAGUGAUUUGAUUGAUGGUUUCCAAAAGGCCAAGGACGAAAAGCAGGAGAACAAGGGUGAAGGCUGGCAGAAGAACAUUGACACCCUGAAGGAAAUCAGGGAUGGCAUCAAGGCAGCACCAGCUGAUAAGGCCCUUGAGGAGAUCAAGAAGCUCGACGGCCCAAUUGAUCGCAUGAGACAGAGCAGAGAAGACACUAUUGAUCGCCGUACGAAGUUCAUUUUUGACUUCGAAGAUGCCAAGGACAGCCUUUUACAGGCAGCACAAUAG